Molecule: messenger RNA, 369 nt
Organism: Colletotrichum phormii
Lineage: Eukaryota; Fungi; Ascomycota; Sordariomycetes; Glomerellales; Glomerellaceae
Exons: 2
Coding region: 1-369 (122 amino acids)
Source: RefSeq, a predicted model, not a curated record
AUGAAGGUGACCGUCUUGUUGACCGCUCUGGCGGCCUGCGUUGUUGCAUUACCUACGGUUCCUCGAUCAGGUCAUGCCCAGACAAACGCCGAUGAGUCCUACCUUCCAAUGAAGGCACGGGCCGAGACAAGCGCAGACGAGUCUUAUUUGCCGAUGAAGAGGGCCGAGACGAGUGCCGACGAAUCGUACCUGCCGAUGAGGCGGGCGGAGACGAACGCAGACGAGUCUUAUCUUCCUAUGAAGCGUGCCGAAACCAGCGCAGACGAGUCGUACCUUCCCAUGAAGAGGGCCGAGACAAGUGCCGACGAGUCUUACGAUCCUAUGAAGCGCGCUGAAACUAGUGCCGAUGAGUCCUAUCUUCCUAUGUAG